This is a messenger RNA of Truncatella angustata, 1530 nucleotides long. RefSeq names its product isotrichodermin C-15 hydroxylase. The transcript has 3 exons. NCBI's taxonomy places the organism in Eukaryota, Fungi, Ascomycota, Sordariomycetes, Amphisphaeriales, Sporocadaceae. The record is from RefSeq and is a predicted model, not a curated record. The coding region runs from base 1 to 1530 and encodes 509 amino acids. Gene Ontology annotation, molecular function: monooxygenase activity; iron ion binding; heme binding.
AUGGGUACCCUCACUAGCAGCGCAGACAGUCUGCUAAGCAUUAGCUUAUCAACAGCUAUUACAGCUCUUAUCGGAACUUCAAUAGUCUAUCGAAUUCUUCUCACCGUCUAUCGACUUUACCUCGACCCGCUUUCCAGGUUUCCUGGACCGAGGCUUUACGCCAUCUCUUACCUCCCAUACCUCAUCCACGAGCGAAUUCAAGGCACUCUGGCGAAGGAUGUGCAGCAGAUGCACGAGAUUUAUGGGCCAAUUGUUCGAAUAUCUCCCAAUCGUCUCUCUGUCGAUGGCUCUAUAGGGUGGCCGGAUGUCUUCGCACCGCGCGGCAACGCUCCAGAAUUCGAAAAAACCAUCGAGUUUUACCAACUUGGUGGGCGGGUUGGACUCUUUCCUACCUACAAAGAGGACCACCGGCGCCAGCGCCGGCUUCUGUCACACGCCUUCUCCAGCACCGCGCUGCAAGAUCAAGAGGGAUAUGUCAAGUUCUACGUCGACCUGCUUAUUCGUAAGCUUCAGAGCAACAUGGAACAGGGCAAAGUCGUCGACAUGACUAAAUGGUAUAAUUACACAACAUUUGACAUCAUUGGCGAGCUCGCUUUUGCUGACCCCUUCAAUUCCCUGGCAAACAGUGACUAUCACCCUUGGGUUGCUUUGAUAUUCUCUAGCAUCAAGGCUGGUGGGGUGAAGAUGUUCCUUGAUCAUUAUUGGCUGCUCAAGCCCUUGAUUCUACUAGUGUAUGGAAAAGAGGACAUCAGGAAGUUCAUCGAGUCACGGGAACUCGCCAAGCAGAAAACAGAGAAGCGGCUGGCCCUGGGUGUCGACGAGAGUCGAAAGGAUUUCAUGACGUACAUUCUCCGUCACAAUUCUGAUGGCAAGGGCAUGACUCAUGACGAGAUCCUUGUUAACUCCCUAGCUCUCAUUGUUGCUGGCAGUGAAACAACAGCUACUGCCUUGUCAGGUCUGACCUACCACCUGACAAUGAACCCCGAAGUUUACCAGAGACUUGCGAGCGAAGUUCGGUCGGCGUUCUCCUCCGAAGAGGAAAUAAAUAUGAACUCUACAGGUCAACUACACUAUCUCCAGGCAUGUCUUGAGGAGGUCCUUCGUAUAUAUCCACCCGCCGCCGAGACACCGCCACGGGUAUCACCAGGCGAGACUGUUGGUGGACAGUUUGUGCCGAAGGGUACUUACAUCACCAUCUACCAAUGGCCUACACACCACUCGCCCCUUAAUUUCACAGAUCCUGAAAGGUUCGCGCCUGAACGUUGGCUUCCUGUUAGGCAUCCGCUAUAUAACCAGAAGUACUCGGCAGAUAAUAAGAGUGCAUGCAAGCCAUUCUCUUACGGACCGCGAGACUGCCUCGGCAAGAACCUUGCUUACUCGGAGAUGCGGCUGGUCAUUACCCGGAUGCUUUGGAACUUUGAUUUAGAGCUCAUGCCCGGACAAAACGACUGGGUGUCACGCCAAAGAGUUUUCAUUGUUUACAACAAGGGUCCGUUGAUGAUUCGACUCAGCCCUGCUGGUAAGAUUUGA